AUCGAGUAGUUAGAUGUAGAUAUCGGUAUUCUCAAUCCAAAAAUAAGGUGGAACAAGUAUGAAUACAAGGAAAACAAACUUAAUCAACCUGACAAGAAUUGGCCUUAUUCUUAAAUAAAACUUACUUAACUCCAUUUUCUACUUCUCCUAUUUACUUAAUUCUAUUUAAUAACCUGUGAUAAAAUAAUACUCAUGAUUAUAACUGUGAUAAUUUUAGUUUCUCUUUUUUCUGCUAUUGAAUCUCAAAGUAGGGUCAAGUAUUGCUAUGUUUGCCGUUCACGUGGAUCGCUUGGUGACUGUGGGGAUCCUUUCCCGUGGAAUCAAACCACAGUAAAAGAUUUAAAAGGAGUUGAAGCAAGUCCAUGUCCAUCAGGUUGGUGCGGUAAAACAAUUGAAGGAAAAGAAGGCGAUCCAAUUGUAGCCACGGAACGGAUGUGUCUUCAGAGGCCACCGACAGAUCAAGAAGAGAGAUGUUCGGAGACAUUUUUUGAAAAUAAAAGAGAACCUUUGUUUAUGUGUUUCUGUCGUGGUCAUCUUUGUAACCAUAGUUCAUCUUUAUUUGUAAAUUAUGGUAUUUUAGCUGUGAUGCCUGUUUUUACUUACUUGUAUCAAUAUUUAUUUGCUUGAAAAUAGUUUUUCAAUUUUUGUUUACACAAUCUCUGAUCUCACACUUAAUGGAGAAUCUUUUAAUUUAAAACUUUCACGUCCGAAAUUCAUUUUAAUUUCCAUUACAAGUGCGUUUUAAUCAUCUAACCAUCACCAUAAAAAGUGCUUAACGACCAUGUUCAUGGUAAAGACGAAUUGGAAUCUCAAUCUCGUUGUCCGUCCCAAUCGAUCCAAUGUCCAUUGUUUCAGUUAACACCUAUGAAAUCAUAUAAUUUCUCGGGACCAUCAUUUUUUGCCAGAAAUUAUUACCGUCCCUGUGACUAUCCAGCAAGCAAUUUGACCUUAGGUUUCAUUUUUUCACUUGAAAACGGAUUGUAUUGUCAUCUCUAACAUUUGAUAAUUUGAUAAUUUUAAAUAAAAAUUCA
Molecule: messenger RNA, 1031 nt
Organism: Tetranychus urticae (two-spotted spider mite)
Lineage: Eukaryota; Metazoa; Arthropoda; Arachnida; Trombidiformes; Tetranychidae
Gene: rtv
Product: QVR superfamily protein rtv
Biological process (GO): sleep; regulation of synaptic transmission, cholinergic; positive regulation of voltage-gated potassium channel activity
Source: RefSeq, a predicted model, not a curated record